Gorilla gorilla gorilla (western lowland gorilla) is the source of this 1175-nucleotide messenger RNA. RefSeq names its product lysozyme like 4 (gene LYZL4). Gene Ontology annotation, cellular component: acrosomal vesicle; sperm flagellum. Lineage: Eukaryota; Metazoa; Chordata; Mammalia; Primates; Hominidae. Gene Ontology annotation, molecular function: lysozyme activity. Gene Ontology annotation, biological process: fusion of sperm to egg plasma membrane involved in single fertilization. The transcript is spliced from 6 exons. The record is from RefSeq and is a predicted model, not a curated record. The coding region runs from base 553 to 993 and encodes 146 amino acids.
GAAUAUCCUGGUGCAUAGCAACUGAUGUCAGAGAAAGGAUUCUAGAAGAGCAUGUCAUGGAGAACUCUUGGGUGCAGACAAUUGGAUGAUUAAUGAAGUAGCAUCUGAAAAACCCAAGGAACCAAAUGUAGGUGGAGCAACUUCCCUGCAACACACGUCGAAGCUGCUGCAGUGGCUGUUCUUCCCCUCCCCUUGGAAAGGCACCAAAAGCCUGCCUUUGGAGGGGCUGGUGGACUGAUGAGGAAACUGAGGAAUCAAGAGGUUGAGCAAUUUGUCUAAGAUUACUGCUGGGAUCACUGAUAUCUCAGCCACUGAGGGGUAAAGCUGGAACUUGGACCCAGGCAAUCUGAUUCCCAAGUCGGAGCUCUUAAAUGCAAGGCCCUCCUAGAUACUGUAUUUGGUGUACUGGUCAUGUCUGCAACUAACCAUACAGCUUGAGAGUUUGAACAAACGUUUGAAAUGCCCUUCUUUCCCUUCAGAGGACCAGUGUCCCUGUGACUCCACCCACUCAUCUGGCCACCGUUGCCCUGACCUGCCAGGAGCCUGGAGAAGAUGAAGGCAUCCGUGGUUCUCUCCCUCCUUGGCUACCUGGUGGUUCCAAGUGGUGCUUACAUCUUGGGGCGUUGCACAGUGGCUAAGAAGCUCCACGAUGGAGGCCUGGAUUAUUUUGAGGGCUAUAGCCUUGAGAACUGGGUGUGCCUGGCCUACUUCGAGAGCAAGUUCAACCCCAUGGCCAUCUACGAGAACACACGUGAGGGCUACACUGGCUUCGGCCUCUUUCAGAUGCGUGGCAGUGACUGGUGUGGCGACCAUGGCAGGAACCGCUGCCAUAUGUCAUGUUCUGCUUUACUGAAUCCUAAUUUAGAGAAGACAAUUAAAUGUGCCAAGACCAUUGUAAAAGGAAAAGAAGGGAUGGGAGCAUGGCCCACCUGGUCCCGGUACUGCCAGUACUCCGACACCCUGGCGCGGUGGCUGGAUGGUUGCAAGCUGUAGCCGCCUGCAUGGCCCCUGCAGCACUCACCAGUUGCAUCUGGUGAAUGAAGGUGCUUUUCUGCUUGCUGCUUCAGUCAAUCCUUUUGAUGAUCUCACCACUUUAAGAGCUCCAGAUGGAAAAGGACAAAAGUUUGCUUCAUCUGGGGAUGCAGGAUGCAGAAUAAACCAAACUAGUUACUCAA